This is a messenger RNA of Perognathus longimembris pacificus (Pacific pocket mouse), 1674 nucleotides long. RefSeq names its product chromosome 14 C14orf39 homolog (gene C14H14orf39). The transcript is spliced from 17 exons. Gene Ontology annotation, biological process: homologous chromosome pairing at meiosis; oogenesis; meiotic DNA double-strand break processing involved in reciprocal meiotic recombination. Bases 1 to 1674 code for a protein of 557 amino acids. The record is from RefSeq and is a predicted model, not a curated record. NCBI's taxonomy places the organism in Eukaryota, Metazoa, Chordata, Mammalia, Rodentia, Heteromyidae. Gene Ontology annotation, cellular component: central element.
AUGAAUGAUGGCCUGUUUGCCAGUUUGGACAAGCUUCUGUUAGAAUUUGUUUUUCAGUAUGAGCAAGACAGAAGUACUAAAGAAGAUAUGGUUCAAAGAAUUAAUAAAUGUUUUGAAGAUAUUAAAGAAAACAAAGACACUAUUCGUAAGAUACAUGAAACCAUAAGUACAACAGAUGAGGAAAUUACUCAUUACUGUAAACAUAGUAAGGAAAUCAAAGACAGCUGUAGUAAUUGGAAGCCAACAUGUGAUGUCUUUCAUAAACAUGAAGAUUAUAUGCAGGACCAGUUUACUGUUUAUCAAGAAACUAUUGAAAAUGACAAAAAAAUGUAUCAUGAUUAUAUCUGUCAGUAUAAAGAUGUUUUGAAGCAGUACCAAGUGAAAUACUCAGAAAACCAUAUUUCACGUGAAUAUUAUGAGAAAAAAAGAGAAUAUGAAGAAAUUCAAAACAGAGUAGUGGCUUGUAGUGAACAGCUAAAAAUGCAUGAAACUAUUCUCAUGGAAUUUCUAGUACCUGCUCCCUUUUCAUCACUUACCAAAUGGACACUAUAUAUAGUUAAUUUGAGAAAUGAAACAGAAAAUAUUCUUAAAAGUGUCAACAAUAUCACCAAAAGUUCAUCUGAAUUGAAGAAAAAAAUAGGUGAAAUGGAAAUUGAAAUUAAUUCUUUAAACAAGCAAAUCACACGAUUUUAUGAAACUAAGACUCUUUCAGAAACUUUGGAAGAAAAUAACAAAAAUACAGAAAAGAGGAAGGAAUUGAAAGAAAGAGUUUUUGAAAAAGAUGAACAUGUGCUUGUAUUGAAUAAUCCUUUACAAAGCAGUGAAUUAUUUCUGCCUUAUGAAUCUCAGAAAUUACUGAGACCAAUAAAGAUGCAUUCUUCACGACCAAGAGUUACAGAUGAAGAAGAAAGUGCCAUCAAACAGUCACAGAUUGCCAAUGUUGACUUCAGACAAAAAGAAAAUGAUAUACAAGUAUUUUCUGACUCUGGUAUGAGUGAUAUUACAGCUAUUAAAAGUUCACAAAGUUGUUUGCAAUUCAGUAAUGAUGCAGAAUGUGGAGAUAAAGGUACAGUAAGACAAUUGAGAGAAUCAAACUGUACUUCACAAGCAACAUGUACAGAACAGUUUGAAAAGCCAAUAGAAAAUACUAGUGACAAAGUAGAAGAAAGGGCUGAAAUGUUUUCACAAAAUCCUGAAACUCCUAUAUUUUUAAGAAAUGAAGCUGUAAAGACACCUGAAUCUUUGGGGAAAAUACAGAUUCCAAAAAGUCCCUUGUUUGAAAUAAAUAGAAAUACAGUACCUGAAGGUCAAACACAGAAAUCUCCUGGAUUUUCAUUUAUUACAAGUUUUGCUACUAGAUCACCAGGAUUGAAUUUAUUUGACUCCUCUGUAUUUGAUUCAGAAAACUCAUCAGAUCAGUUUAAUGAGCAUUAUUCUGCAGCAAAUUUAAAUCCUCCCUCAUCACAAGAAAUUGGAAACUUAUUUGGGAAACCAGAAGGAGAAGAUGCCUUUAUGUUUUCUUUUCCAUCAGACACUUCAGCUCAUACAUUUGGAGCUGUAAAAGAUGAUUUUAGCUUUCCAUUUUCUUUUGAAAAAAGUCAAAACACACAACCAUCCUCUUUAAAAGAUUUUUCACCUUCCUCACAAAAUACAACACAAUUUACAUUUUUUUGA